Strongylus vulgaris is the source of this 1317-nucleotide messenger RNA. The record is from the annotation of a GenBank genome assembly. NCBI's taxonomy places the organism in Eukaryota, Metazoa, Nematoda, Chromadorea, Rhabditida, Strongylidae.
AUGCUUGGUCGAGCUGGUCGUCCACAAUACGAUUCGAAAGGCAAAGGAAUUUUGAUUACGAAUCAUUCUGAGUUACAGUUCUACCUUUCGUUAAUGAAUCAACAGUAUUUACAAUUUUCAACGAGUUCGUGGAAAGUUGCUUGUAUAGGAUUGGGAAAUCACAUGUCUAUAUGCUCUCUUCCUGUCGAAAGCCAAAUGAUCUCUCGUCUUCCUGACAUGCUUAACGCUGAGGUUGUUCUGGGUACGAUUAAUAGCGUUAGCGACGCAAUGUCAUGGCUCGGUUACACAUACCUUUACAUCCGCAUGUUGAAAUCUCCAACAUUGUACGGUAUACCAGCUGAUCAGGCAAAAGCUGAUCCUCUACUGGAGCAACGACGUGCUGAUUUGAUUCACACAGCAUGCCUGCAGUUAGACAAGGGCAAUCUUGUGAAAUACGACAAGAAGAGUGGCCUUAUUCAGGCAACCGAAUUGGGGCGUAUUGCCUCUCACUACUAUUGUACAUUUGAGUCAAUGCAAGUGUAUAAUCAGUUGCUGAAGCCAACCGCCACCGAGAUUGACUUAUUCCGUAUAUUCUCUUUGUCAAGUGAAUUCAAAAAUAUUGCGGUUCGUGAGGAGGAGAAACUUGAGCUCCAAAAGCUUGCGGAACAUGUACCAAUCCCGAUCAAAGAAAGUUUGGACGAAAGCAGCGCGAAAACUAAUGUGCUUCUACAAGCUUACAUCUCCCAAUUGAAGCUGGAUGGAUUUGCUUUGCAAUCUGACAUGGUAUUCAUAGCGCAGUCAGCUGGGCGACUUUUCCGCGCUCUGUACGAAAUAGUUUUAUGGCGAGGAUGGGCUGCUUUGGCACUGGUACAAAGUUCUCAGCUUGUGCAAAAUGGUUACUGCUCGGCAGUGGCAGUCUCUGAAUCCUUUACAUCAGUUCAAGAAGAUACCGACAGAGGUGAAUUUCAUCUUUUCAUUUACUCGAUGUAUUCUUUUGUUUGCUUCCCUGUAACCGAUUCCCCUCCCCAGAUUGUGCGUAGCAUCGAUAAAAGGAACUAUUCUUUUGAACGGCUGUACGAUUUGGACCAACACCAACUUGGAGAGCUCAUAAGAAUGCCAAAGAUGGGCAAGCCCUUGUAUAAAUUCAUCAGACAGGUUGCUUUUUAUUCACUCCAUUUGUCUGUCUCCUUUCACAUGUUUCCGAAACUAGAAAUGACAACGCUUAUCCAACCCAUUACUAGAACCACUCUUCGUAUUGAGUUGACUAUCACGCCAGAUUUUCAGUGGGACGAGAAGGUUCACGGUAGCGCUGAAGGUUUUUGGAUAUUCGUGGAAGAC